Messenger RNA from Drosophila subpulchrella, 5757 nucleotides. RefSeq names its product nephrin. The record is from RefSeq and is a predicted model, not a curated record. The coding region runs from base 882 to 4370 and encodes 1162 amino acids. The transcript has 14 exons. Gene Ontology annotation, molecular function: protein binding. Lineage: Eukaryota; Metazoa; Arthropoda; Insecta; Diptera; Drosophilidae.
UUCAAGCGUUGUGGUACUCGAAAUCGCGAGGCGCGUUCUGUUGCGUUUUGGAUUGAUUCGGUCAGAAAAUCAUAGUAUCGUCGGUUUUCGAGACAAAAAGUGCUGGAAUCGAGUUAAGAAUCGGCAAGUGCUGAGCCCAAAAAGUGACCAAAGCCCAGUAAAAUUCACCUAUAAAAAGUGAAAGAUCCUUCGAGUUGCUCGUUCGUUGUCGCCUUUCGGUUGUCGUCAGUUCGUCGCGAGUAGUUGCAACUUCGUGAGAGAAACACAAGGGCCCUUAAAUCAGCCAAAAAUCAUAAAAAAGUCACCCAAAGUCAAGUAAUUCAAGCUUUUCAAGACAGCCAAAAUUCAUGCAUUAAAUCUGAAAUAAUAUUCAUAUCGGAGAUGUGCUCGUGAGAUGUUGCUGCUGCAACAGCCGCAGAUUCGUGUGGCCCAGUGUCAGUGAUUGAGAAUUAUAAGCUACCGAACCUAACUCCAGGAUGAUGCCAAGCGGAUUACACAUAAGGAUUAAAUAACAAAUGGCGAAUGUCAGCGACAGCCAGCGACUGAUGAUGGAAAAAUCGAAUUGAACAACAAAUCACAGAGCGGAGAAAAAUCACAAGUGGAAAAGAUGAGAUUGAAAAUGCAGGCAGCUGCAGGAAAAAGCGAGAAAAACACGAAAACGCGGCUACACCAAAUGGGAAACUUAUGAAAAGCACUAAAAACCGAGAGAGAACAAGAAAAAGGAAAACAACGUUAGAAAGAGGAAAACUAAAGCAACAAUUACUGGGGAAUCGGGGUCGAGAACCCAGGAAAAUACGGAAAAAUAAUAAACGUUCUUGAGGAAAGUCGCGAAUCUAGAGCCACGCCAAAGAAAAGGAUUCCCAUUAAAUUACCCCGGAAAAAUGGAUACCGUUUUCGCUGUGGUUUUCCACCGGCAGCCAGUGGCUUUUCUUCUGGUCCUCCUGGCCGCAGCUUUUCCACUGGCCCAAGGAGAACAGCACCCCGCCACCGCCGAUGAAGGACCGCUGUCUGAAAUCCUGACUGCCGUGGGCUCGGAGGUGGCGCUACCUUGCGAUCUGAUGCCUGGAUCAGGGAUCUCCGACAAGGCGCAGCUGGUCAUCUGGUAUCGCCAGGGAAAUGUCAAGCCCAUCUACACCUUUGAUGCUAGAGGUCGUCCAUUAGAACUGGGUAUUCCUUGGGCCGACGAAAGUGUCUUCAACAAGAAGGCUCACUUCCACCAUAAUACAGAUCCCCCAGUCCUGCGAAUCAAGAACAUCCAAACCUCAGAUGCCGGACUCUACAAAUGCCGUGUGGAUUUUCACAAGUCGCCAACCCGUAAUUGGCGUAUUAAUGUGACAGUGCUAGUUCCACCCACUCAACUGACCAUCCUGGACCAUCACGGUGCCGAGAUUCGGGACCAAACGGCAGGACCUUAUCUGGAGGGCGACAGCAUCGAAUUGACGUGCCUCUCCAGCGGCGGAGUUCCUCCUCCGCGGGUCUCCUGGUGGCGCGAACACGCCCUGAUGGACGACUCCUUCCAGGUGCUGCCCGAUGGCUCCGUUCGGAAUGUCCUGCGCAUCAAGAACAUCCAGCGGAAGGAUCUGCUAACGAUGUACACUUGCCAGGCGACCAAUGGCCAUGUGGUUCCGGCGCUGACCAAGAAGGUUAUCCUCGACAUAAAUCUUCCCCCGCUUAGUUUGCUUUUGCAAGGACUAAAUCACGCCGUAAUCGCUGGAACCCGAACCCAUGUAACCUGCACGGCGAUAGGAGCUCGACCUCCGCCGGAAAUAAUUUGGUCAAAGGCGGGUCAGAUUGUGCGAGGUGCCACGGCAUCGACCUCCUCCGAUGGUAACACAACCAUAUCGGAACUAAUGCUGAUACCCGUUCCCGAGGACAAUGAAAGGCAGGUGGUGUGCUCCGUAUCGCUAACUGCGGGUAUUACUUCCCAGCAACUGCAUGAGGGUCAUACCACCGUGAUGACCACUCUGGGGAAUGGACACACAGGACUGUAUCUCAAGGAUUCCAGGGUGCUAAAUGUGACACAUGCACCUAUUGUCAACCUUAAUCUGGGAGCCCCCCUAGAUCCGGAUAAUCUACUCAAAGGCACCGAUGUCUACUUGGAAUGCGAUGUGAAGGCGAAUCCCUCGAUUACCCGUGUGGAAUGGUAUCACAGUGACAAACAACUUCAUUCCUCCCGCGGCAUCAUCAUCUCGAACCAGACCCUCGUCCUUCAGGGCAUUUCCAAGUCCUCGCAUGGCCAGUACUUUUGCAGGGCCAGCAAUCUGCAGGGCAGUGUGUCCAGCAACGAGGUCUACUUGGACGUGAAGUAUCCCCCCGUUUGCAAGUCGGAGUCGACGGUUAUACGUGCCGCCCUGAAGCAGACAAUCAACAUCACCUGCGAGGUGGACGCCAAUCCCCUCGAUAAUCUAAAUUACAAGUGGCACUUCAACAACUCGCUGGAGAGCCUCAUCGAGCUGCCCCAGCUGCAGUCGGGCGUGGGGCUGGGUCCGGUGAUGCUGGCCUCCGGAUCGGAUCUGGGCGGAUACUAUCAGCGGAGCAAGCGGAAGCACUCGCACGGACUGCAGCAGCGCCUGCUCCACGGAAGGCACGGGCGCAUGGCGGCCGUGAGGUUCGAGGACGAGGACGGCGACGAUGGCUACGGGGAGUUCGAGGAGUACGGCGAGGAGGCGGGCCCGCCCUUCGCCCAGAUGGUCUACUCCAACAUGGUGCACAAGAACCACGUGGAGGGCUCCAAGCAGCAGCAGCGGAAGCAGCUGUCCCCCCAGCAGAUGCCAUCCGGCGGUUCGUCCGGAGACAGCCACCACAGCUCCUCCUCCUCAUCCUCCUCCUCCUCCAGCGGAGUCCUCCAGCUGGCGGAGCGCAAGCGACUGGCCGCCCUGCACAAGCAGCACCAUCGGGGAGGCGUGGCCACGCCCCCCACCACCACCGCCGCCCCUCCGCUGAACAACGUGUACAGUUACCACGUGGAGAGCUACGAGAGCUUCGGCGCCAUUUCCUGCGUGGCCAGCAGUCCAAUGGGCCACAGUGCGCCCUGUUGGUACCACAUCCAGCCGGCAGACCUUCCCGAACCGGUGAAGAACUGCACGGCCUUCAAUGCCACGGCCAAUUCGCUGCAGAUCCAGUGCAUUCCGGGAUACGAUGGUGGCAUUCCCCAGCACUUCCACGCCCAGAUAUACGACGAACUGAACCGCCAGGUGCUGUACAAUGCCUCGUAUAAAUAUGCGGAGUUCACAGUGAAGCGUCUGCCCAGCGACUCCGUGUUCGUCAUCCGGAUAACGGCGGUGAAUGGCCAGGGUCCCAGCAAGGUGGCAUAUCGUCUGCGAGGACGCACGCUUUCGGCGCCUUUACUGCGAACAGCCUCAUCGACGGCGGUGCUGGUGCAGCUGACACCCCUGCUGGGCGCCCUGGUGGGCGUGAUUGCCACACUCAUUCUGGUGGCCAUUUGCGUGGUGAUCGUUAUCAAGUUCCGGAGCAAGCGGGGCGGCAGGCGGCACGGGAACGGGCCGGACGCCACCACCACGGAGGCGGACAAGGGCAGCGCCGAGCCGCUGUCCCGCAACAUGGGCAGCCACUCCAGCCUCGAGGACAAGAACCCGGAUGUGGUGCCCCAGGAGGCCAACAGCGAGGACGAGUUCCACCAGGAGGAGAAGGCCUUCGACCGGCUCAACAUGGAAUCGCAGCGGAUUUUGUACACCCCGCCGACGCGGAUUAACACCGCCUCCCCGCCGCCGCCCUCGCUGUCGCCCACUUUUGGCAAACAGUACGGUGAACUCUCGCUAACCACGAACCCCGCCUUCAGCCUGUACAACACCCCCCAGCGCGCCCCUGCCGUUCAGCGACCCGUUUACACCGCCCCACCGCCCCUUCUGUCCACGCGGACGCCCCCCAACAUCUACACCCGCAUCCCGGGACGGGGCGGCGGAGGGGGUGGCGGCGGCGGAGCAACGGUCACGGCGGCGGGACCCGGGGGCGGCUACCACCUGCCGGCGUACGAGACCAGGACCUCGCCCACCUCCCCCUACGGCUCCACCACCACCUGCACCAUGCCCCUGCUGGGCGGCCAGUCGAAUGGAUCGCUGCAGACCAACGGCAGUGGGCUGGGGGGCGUGGUGAUUGGGGGCGGGGGGGCGUGCAACACACUGCCCCACCCGGGCAGCCUGCAUGUGGGCGGCAUUUCGGCGGCCUUGACCAGCUCGGUGACCAGCGGCAACAUCACCAUCGGGGCCGCACAGUCGCUGCUCACCUCGCCGCGCAGCCAGACGGCCACCUACAGCACCACCCUGGGCAUGGGGGGCACCAAUGGGUUAACAGGGGUACAGUCGCCCCUUCUGAUGAGCGGCGUGGGGAACUACGAGACGGUGAGCUCCUGAGAGUUAGCCAAAGAGGACAUCAAGUGUCAGAUCGUGUGCAUCGGGGGCAGCAGUACGUGCACCACCACCACUCUGGGCGCCGAGCGCACCACCAUCGUCUAAAAACAAAUCAAGAUACAACUGAAUCCCAAAAUCUGUAUUAUAGUAGUUAAGCUGCAUUGAAAACUCGACAAGACUUCCACACAAAGAGCAGCGGGGCGGCGGAGAACUAACCUAAAGUAAAUCAUAUAUAUAUAUAGAUAUAGCCUAUGUGUACUCUGGAUUUAGCAUUGUUUUCGAACCCGACUAAAGUGUAACUGAAUACCACAAAGGAAAGCAUUUAUUUGGUCUAUCUACUGUAUCUGUCUUUGUGCGCAAAAAAAAAAAGAAAAUGAAGUAUAACAAGUGAACAUUAUGAGCUAUGCUUGGGAAAUUAACGAAACACUAGUUUAGACUUCUAACUAAGAGAUGGCCGAACCGCAACUAGUUAAGCUAUAGAUGUGUAUAUAUGUAACUCAUUUAAGGAUCAGGUCAGCUAAUACUUAAACUAGUUUACGAUUUAGCCACUUAAUGUAGCCUAAACUAAAUUGAACUUAGUUAGUCACAUUGCGAAUCUACAAAAAGACUAUCCCCCUGAUCAUAUAUAAGUAUGGUAAAAUUACAGAAUUUAAUGGCAUAUCUCUAUAUCGACAUAAUACGUAUAGCACAACACAGCAGCAGCAACCGAAUGAAAAGGAAUCUGAAAUAGGCGCAAACUAUAUAUAUGCGAUACGAUACAAUACGAUAUGGAGCGAAAUGGAUUAUACUGUAUAUGUAUCUGUGCAUCGAAUCAUAUUUUGUUAGGUGUGGUAUGAAAUUUUAUAAGCAUCUGUUGUCGAGAACUUUAUCAAAUCUAUAUAAUACGAAUAUAUAAAUGAUCUGUAUGUAUCCACGAUUAAGCAGCGCGCAGUAAAAACGGAAAAAUAAAACAAAAGUUCAAUGUGCAUCUUCGCCACCACCUGCCCAAAGAAAAGCCCCAUUUUCCAUUCAACGUAGUCGCUCUAAGGUCGAACUUAAAGUUUUUCCCGUUUAAAGAUUCUUUCACACCCCUCCCACCAUAAGAAAAACAACAUGAAAAGUGCUUCUUCAAUGACAAAAUCAAAUUGUAUUGUGACUCGAAUUAUAAAUUGGAAAAACGAAAAACUUGAGAAUGAAAUUUAAUUUUUGGUUUACACUUAGCAGCUAAGAACUUUCGACUCAACAAACUUAAACUUAGGCAUAUAUAUAUAUUUUCUUAAUUAACCCUUGAUUUGUAAGCGAAUAGAAUAUUUAUUUUCCGUGCGAACAACCUUACUUUUCGUUUAGUUCCCUUUAAUGUAAAGCAAAUGAAAACUUAAUAUGCAAAUGAGCAAAAACAAGUGAAAAUAAG